AUGCCAAAAAACUGGGAGUAUAAAUCAAGAAAAAUUACCUUCAAUAGACACAUGGAAGAGCAUGGAACCUCAACGAGGCAACAAAUGUCAUCCGUUGGAAAUCGAAUUAGCUCGAAUGGUGAAAACGAAGAUAAGAAUAGUUCGGUGACGCUGGUUGAUCUAGAUGCUCUUCACUGUCCUAUUUGCUGCGAUUCUCUGACUAGUUCUAUCUUCCAGUGUGACAAUGGACAUAUAGCUUGCUCUACAUGCUGUAUCAAACUGAGGAACAAAUGUCCUUCUUGUGCUCUUCCCACUGGUCACAUUCGUUGCAGAGCAAUGGAGAGGGUUAUCAGAGCAGUCAUCGUCCCAUGCCCCAAUGCGAAGCUAGGUUGCACAAAGAGUUUCUCUUAUGGGACAGGACUAUCUCAUAAGAAGCAAUGUAGUUUCUCUCCAUGCUCGUGUCCUGCAGAUAAUUGCAAUUACACUGGCACUUAUAAGGAUCUAUACUCACACUUUUAUAUUCACAACGGUGAACGAAGGUUUAACUAUAAAUUUCUUUUCGGCAAAUCAGUUGAAAUAUACUUUGAAUUGACAGAGUUUACGUCACUUGUUAUGAAGCAACAAAAGGAUGUUUACUGUUUGUUAUUCAGUGUUUCAGAGAGUUGAGCGCAUCCACUUUCCAAAGCAAUGUAUUCGGCCUCUGCUGUUGAUAGUGAGAUGUUAUUUUGCUUCUUACGGUGCCAGGAUAUAAGAUUGGUCCCUAAAAAGAAAUAUCUUCCACUCUUACUUCUUCGGUUGUCUAGGCAUCCUGCCCAGUCAGUGUCAUAGUAAUCUGCAAGAUUCUGAUUGGUGUCGAUGGUAUACAGCAG
Molecule: messenger RNA, 848 nt
Organism: Thlaspi arvense
Lineage: Eukaryota; Viridiplantae; Streptophyta; Magnoliopsida; Brassicales; Brassicaceae
Source: the annotation of a GenBank genome assembly